This is a messenger RNA of Astrephomene gubernaculifera, 491 nucleotides long. The record is from the annotation of a GenBank genome assembly. Lineage: Eukaryota; Viridiplantae; Chlorophyta; Chlorophyceae; Chlamydomonadales; Astrephomenaceae.
CCCUGAAUGACGUGCUGCUGCGUGACGUGGGCGGCCUCAUCUCCGCCAGCGGCAGGUGGCCACUGGUGCUGGACUGCUCGGGGCAGGCGUCCGUCUUCCUGAGGUACCAGGACACCAACUACGUUAACGCGCUCACCCGCCGCCACCUGGAGCCGCCCCUGCUGCGCCGCUCGCUGCUGGGGGCGCUGCGGUACGGCAAGCCCCUGGUGCUGGACCUGCAGGAGUGCGACCUGUGGGAGGAAGUGAGGGGCGCGUUCGAUCGGGUUGAGCCCGGCCUGCUGUCCCGCCUGCUGGACAAGUCCCUCCUCUCGCGCGAGCGCUACACCUCCCUCAUCCGGCCGCAGGAGGACGGCGAGGAGUACGAGGCCAACCGCUUCCAGGAGGCGCGCCUGCGCUCCUUCACCUUCAUCGUGCUCAGCUCCGCGCGGCGCCCCAACCCGCAGCUGCUGGAGGCCUUCUAUGUGCUGAGGGUGCUGAUCAGCGAGUGAGGG